AAAUUUAUGCUUUUGUUCUCCUUCUAGGUUUAAAGCUACUCUCCGUGUAAAAUUCUCUAUCAUCGAAAAAAUAAAAUAAAAAGCUACUCUCUGUUUCUUUUUCUUGGUCAGAUAUUCUAUCAGAUAUUCUGUUCGUAAUCUUUGAAAGAAAUUAGAAUAGAGGAGUGAGUUUCAGUAACAUGAAGAUCGUUCGCAAAGACCUUGUUCCCGACGGACCUGGUAGCGUAAAGAUGGUACCGGUGGAUUCCGAUGAUCUCUGGUUUGCUUAUAAUUUAAUAGCCACUGGAGAUUCUGUUAUGGCUGUCACUGUGAGGAAAGUUCUUAGACAAGCGGCUAGUGGUGGAAGGGAUGCAGAACGUGUGAAGUUAAAGUUGGAAAUAAAAGUUGAGGAGGUUGCUGAUUAUGACACUUCAGGGUCUGUUUUGCGUAUACGUGGAAAGAACAUCCUAGAGAAUGAGCACGUAAAGAUUGGGGCAUUCCAUACUUUAGAACUUGAGCUUCAUCGACCUUUUGUGUUAAGAAAGGAUGUUUGGGACUCGGUGGCGUUGGAUGUACUUCAGCAGGCCUCUGAUCCUGCUGCAAGUGCUGAUUUAGCUGUAGUUUUAAUGCAAGAAGGAUUAGCGCAUGUCUUCCUUGUUGGUAAAAGUGUCACAGUUACUCGUUCACGGAUAGAAACAUCGAUUCCUCGGAAGCAUGGACCUUCUAUUGCUGGUUACGAAUCGGCUCUGAAUAAGUUCUUUGAGAAUGUAUUACAGGCUUUCUUGAAACAUGUUGAUUUCACUGUUGUCCGCUGUGCCGUGAUUGCUAGUCCAGGCUUCACAAAGGACCAGUUUCAUCGUCACUUAUUGUUGGAGGCAGAAAGAAGACAGCUCAGACCUAUUAUUGAGAACAAGUCACGGAUAGUUCUUGUGCAUACAACAUCAGGAUACAAACAUAGUUUGAGAGAGGUUUUGGAUGCUCCAAAUGUCAUGAGUAUGAUAAAAGAUACUAAAGCAGCACAAGAGGUUCGAGCUCUCAAGGAUUUCUUCAACAUGCUUUCAAAUGAUCCUUCACGCGCAUGCUAUGGACCAAAGCAUGUUGAGGUCGCCCAUGAACGAUUGGCUAUUCAAACACUUCUCCUCACAGACGAGCUCUUCAGGAAUUCUAAUACUGCAGCUAGGCGAAAGUAUGUCAAUCUCGUCAACUCGGUAAAGGAUUCAGGGGGCACAGUUCAUAUAUUUUCAUCUUUGCAUGUCUCGGGAGAACAACUGGCGAAUAUAACUGGCAUUGCAGCAAUCCUUCGCUUCCCACUGCCCGACCUUGAAGACCUUGAGAUGUGAUUGUGAAAUGGAAAGUGAUGGUGUAUUCUCUUGUCAAAUGGCACCAAGGUAUUAUUAAUUAUGGGAAAUACUAUAGUCACAAAGGAAUUAUACAAAAGCAAUCCCACAAAUUGACGUGGCUUGAUGUGGUUCGUCAGAUUGUAAAGUUAUUUUUAUUGUAAAGUAAAUCUAACAGAUCAAAUGAAGCCACGUCAGUUUGUGAUAUUGUUUGUGUAAUUCUUUUGUGGAUGUAACAGUACUUUUAUCAUUAUUGUCAAUUGUUAUUAUUAUUAUUAUGUAAUAAAGGCUGCCACGGGUGGUUGGAGCUUCAAGGGUGGUUCGUGUUGGGUGGAUAGAUGGGUUUGUUAACAGAAUAAAAUAUAGUAGGGAGUUGUAUCAUAUAACACAGGCAGUGCUCACUUGAUUUUGCUUCUUACAAAA
Molecule: messenger RNA, 1739 nt
Organism: Juglans regia (Persian walnut)
Lineage: Eukaryota; Viridiplantae; Streptophyta; Magnoliopsida; Fagales; Juglandaceae
Product: protein PELOTA 1
Exons: 16
Coding region: 180-1319 (379 amino acids)
Biological process (GO): nonfunctional rRNA decay; ribosome disassembly; nuclear-transcribed mRNA catabolic process, non-stop decay
Cellular component (GO): cytoplasm
Source: RefSeq, a predicted model, not a curated record